AUGUGUAAAAAAUUGCAAAAUUCUGCCAAAACUAAAGCCGAAAUUCGGUACAGCCCUAUAACGAUAAUUGAGGAGGAGCGUAAAAAGAAAGAAGAAGAAGAAAGACAGAGGAAAAAAGAAGAGGAAGAGCGAUUACGAAGGGAAGAAGAGGAAAGGAAAAGGAGGGAGGAGGAGGAAGAGAGAAAACGAAAGGAAGAAGAAGAAAGGAAACGAAAGGAAGAAGAAGAAAGGAAACGGAAGGAAGAAGAGGAAAGGAAACUGAAGGAAGAAGAGGAAAGAAAACGGAGGGAAGAAGAAGAAGAAAGAAAACGAAAAGAAGAAGAAGAAGAAAGAAAACGAAAAGAGGAGGAAGAAAGGAAACGAAAAGAAGAGGAAGAAGAAAGAAAAAGAAAAGAAGAAAAUAUAUAUAAUAAUGUUGAAUUUGGAAAAAAAUAUAAAGACUUAAAACAGCAAAUAGAAGGAGAACAAGAAAAAGUGAAAAAAGCAGAAAAUGAAUUAAGAAUAUUACUUGAAGAACAAGAAAGAAAAGAUGCUGAAUGUAAAAAAAAUGAAAGUGAAAUUGAAGAGAAAUAUGCAACUGAAAUGAAUAAAUCGGAAGAAAAAAUUCAGCAAUUAAGGACAGAACAUGAGAGACUAAUAGAAAUGGAGCGUCAACGAGUGGAAGCAGAAGAAAAAAUAAUUCAAAUUGAGCAGCAGCUUCCUAUAAUAGAAAAGGAAAAGAACAGAACUGAAGAAAAAUUAAUAAAAGAAGAAGAAGAAAACAGAAAACUUGAACAACAACUUGAAGAGGUAAAAGAAGAAAAAAACAAAACUGAGCUGUUGAGAACUGAAGGAGAAAGGGAAAGGAAAGAACUUCAACAAAAACUUGAAAAAAUAGCUAAUGAGAUAAACAAAACAGAACAAUUGCGAGUUGAACACGAAGAACAAAGUAAAAAAUUAGAACAACAACUUAAAGAAGUGGAAGAAAAUAGAACCAAAACUGAAUUAUUACGAUCACAAGAAGAAGAAUUGAAAAACAAACUUGAAGGAAAUCUUAAAGAAGUGAAAGAAAAUAUAACUAUAAUUGAGCAAUUGCGAACGGAAAAAGAAGAGGCAAAAAAAAAGCUAGAAAAACAAUUUCAGGAAACAGAAAAUGAAAAAAAUAAAAGUGAACAGCUACUAACGGAAGAACAAGAAGUAAAGCAGAUAUUUGAACAAAAACAUAAGGAAGCCGAAGAAGAUAAAACAAAACAUCAACAAUUACUAGCAGAACUUGAAGAAGAGAAAAAAAAACUUGAACAACAGCUUAAAGAUAUAGAAGAAGAAAAAAACAAAAAACAACAAUUAUUAACGGAAAAAGCCGAAAUUGGGAAGCUCGCAGACAAAAGCAAGGCUAAAAAGGCUGGAGCCUAG
This is a messenger RNA of Helobdella robusta, 1392 nucleotides long. RefSeq lists its product as hypothetical. Lineage: Eukaryota; Metazoa; Annelida; Clitellata; Rhynchobdellida; Glossiphoniidae. The record is from RefSeq and is a predicted model, not a curated record. The transcript has 4 exons. The coding region runs from base 1 to 1392 and encodes 463 amino acids.